Messenger RNA from Funneliformis caledonium, 561 nucleotides. The record is from the annotation of a GenBank genome assembly. Lineage: Eukaryota; Fungi; Glomeromycota; Glomeromycetes; Glomerales; Glomeraceae.
AUGCCUUUUGGAUUAUAUGAAUAUCAACAAAAAUUGUUUUCAAAAAAUUUUAACAAUGAUCCUCAAUAUUUGAAAAAAUAUAGAACUGUUAUAGAGGAAGCAGGGAUCGAUUACGAUUGCGCGGUGGAGUUUUUCUUAACGAUGAAUGCUGAAGCUGUUGGGGCUGUUGAAAAUAAUGAUAUGGUUAUGUUUAAGCGCAUAAAAAUCCCAGAGAGCGUUGUUUGGACAGCUCAAAGAUCGGAACUGAGGAUGACUGCUAUUAUUCAAUUAACUAUUAAGGAUCAUGAUAGCUGGAUUCGUGCGUCUCAAAAGAAACUCCCAACACCUUACAUAACAAGGUCGAUAUUGAAAUACAGAUCUUCAAAUUUGACUUUGUCAGUGGAUAAUUACAUAGAGCCAUUCACUCAAACUAAACUGGAAGAACUGAACCUAUCGGAAGUUAUGAUCAUCAAAAACAUAGUUGUCAACCGGCUUCUUUUUGCAAACGUUAUCAUUUCAAAGCUCAGUGAGGGUUUGAGAUUUUCAACACUUCCUUGUCAAACAGAAAUGAAAAAUGGUUAA